UCUCUUUAAGCAUAAGAGAUUCGCAAAUUUAUUUGUUUCCAAGAGAGAGAGAGAGAGUCUUAAUUAAUCCUGCUAUGAAUUCAGAGAAGCCAGUCAGCCCUGAGAAUUUAAGUGAAGAAAAUGAUCAUCAAGAAGAAGCACAUGAUGACAGUGGUGGAACCAAACGCUCCUAUGAGUGCACAUUCUGCAAAAGAGGCUUCACAAACGCUCAGGCUUUAGGGGGUCAUAUGAAUAUUCAUAGGAAAGACAGGGCCAAGGCCAAACAAUUCACGCCAGAAGCUUCAUCACCAAUAAUUAACAAAUUCAACAACGAUGAAUCCAUGGCCCUUCCUUUUGUCUCAGAAAUUUUAAGCCAGCCCACAAGGCCUAAUUACUCAAUUUUGGAGUCACAGAGGAACUGUGACGUGCACUUUCAUCCACCACCACCUGCACAUGCCUUUUAUUAUGAGUUUUAUAACCCAAGGUCUCGGCCUUCGAGUUUGAACCAAGAGCUUCGGGAUGCCAAUUUGAGUCUCCAAAUUGGUCCAAGUCAUCAUGUUGAUGAUAUUCAUCAAGUCAGGAGAGGAAAUCAGAAAGAUAAAGAAGUGGACUUGGAGCUCAGACUUGGCCAUGAUCCAUACUGAAAUGGAAGUUUCAUAAUUGAAGGUAAUUUUCACAUUUCUUUUCAUGUGGUUGAUUAGAUGGGUCACGGGUCUUCGUAUAAUUGGGAGGAUUACUUGAAGAACAUAUCAAAUUCUUAGAUGAAAACUUAGGGCAAAAGUUUUUUUUCUCCUAAGACAUGUAUAACAAACGGAAGAAUCUGAAAGCUGAUCACAAAUUCUCCACGCACAUAUAUAUACAUAUCAGGUUUUGGUGCCAAGAAGGUGUGUGAAGUAUCAGAACUAACACUGAGGUACAUAAAUCUUAUUGUUGACUAUAUAAGAAGUAGGAGUACUAAAGAUAAAGCCAGCAUAAUGCUUAUAAGUUAUAACCUUCGCGUGUGCACGAGCAUUUGACCGUUGAAUAUGUGGAUAUAAAUAUAUAAUGGAGCAGCAAUAACCUAGGUUUUUCUUCUUUUGCUUGUAUUUCGUUUGUAUGCAUGUUUUCGGGUUCUUAUUUUGAUAUAUAAUUAACAGUGCUAUAUUCAAUUUGUGAUCUUGUACUCGACUUGCACUCCUGUGUUUCUUUUCAUGCUAUCGUAAAUCCAAUUUUUAUAAGGCGAUCAUAUAUAUGAUGUUUUAGUUAUGGGAAU
Messenger RNA from Cajanus cajan (pigeon pea), 1231 nucleotides. RefSeq lists its product as uncharacterized. The record is from RefSeq and is a predicted model, not a curated record. Lineage: Eukaryota; Viridiplantae; Streptophyta; Magnoliopsida; Fabales; Fabaceae.